Molecule: messenger RNA, 1106 nt
Organism: Galeopterus variegatus (Sunda flying lemur)
Lineage: Eukaryota; Metazoa; Chordata; Mammalia; Dermoptera; Cynocephalidae
Gene: RHNO1
Product: RAD9-HUS1-RAD1 interacting nuclear orphan 1
Exons: 3
Coding region: 211-936 (241 amino acids)
Biological process (GO): DNA damage checkpoint signaling; recombinational repair; cellular response to ionizing radiation
Cellular component (GO): nucleus; chromosome
Source: RefSeq, a predicted model, not a curated record
GAGAGACACCUGAAUGGAGUGUGGUGGCAGCUGAGGCUGCAGCCAGACGAAGCCGGCUUUAGUUGUACUGAGGAGUUUUGUCCUCAUCAGGAACUAAAGGAAGCCAGUCAAACAUCUUAAGCUCAAGCAUGGGUUGGAAUUGGAGCCUAUCCCCCAACCCGAAGGCAACCAGCACCAUGUGGCUUCUAACUGCUCCUCAUUCACCUAUUGAUGCCUCCCAGAAAAAAACGCCGCCAACGUUCCCAGAAAGCCCAGCUGCUAUUCCACCAGCCACCACUGGAGGGCCCCAAACACCGCUAUGGAUCUCCACAGCGUCCAGUCACCCACACCCGUCUGGUGCCCAGCAAGCCCAUUGACCACAGUACCAUCACUUCCUGGGUAACUCCUCAGUUUGACACAACGGCAGAAAACUGGCUUCCAGCCCACCAGAAACAUCAUCACCGAGGCCAAGCAAGACGUUCGAGUAGAAAAUCUACCACCUCCAAGUUUCCAUGUCUAACCUUUGAGAUUCCACAAUCUUCUUCCAGUUCAGAGACAUUGGAUAUCCCCUUAAUCAGGGAAUGCCCCAAUCAAUCAGAAAAGGAUGUUUCCAGAAGGCCCUUAGUUCCAAUGCUCAGUCCCCAAAGCUGUGGGGAACUGUCAGCACACACACUUCAGAACUUACCUUGUGUGUUCAUUCCACCUGACAUUCAGACCCCAGAAUCAUCUUCUGUAAAGGAAAAACCCAUUCCCCCAGAUCAGAGGGAAAACAUCCUUUCAGGCUGCUCCCUUCACAUUAGCACUCCCAACAGCCCACAUCCUGGGCCUAUUCUGGUUAAAGACACCCCCAAGGAGAAUUAUGGGAUAAAGGUCACAUGGAGGAGACGUCGGGACCUGUUUGCUUACCUCAGGGAGACAGGGAAGCUGAGCAGAAGCCAGUUCCUUGUGAAAAACUGACGGAUUUCUCAGACAUCAGUCUUUCUCAUCAGCAGUCUCAAGAAAUUGAAUUGAUUGCUGAUUUUUAUAGAGUUGCUAAAGUCACUUUUGUGGCUCUCAAGAGAGUAGAUCAAUAGAAUAAAAUGGAAAUAACAGUAGAAAAAAGACAUUUUAGGGGCCGGCCCGUGGCU